This is a messenger RNA of Zingiber officinale, 1767 nucleotides long. Its product is annotated as UDP-glycosyltransferase 92A1-like. The transcript has a single exon. The coding region runs from base 263 to 1639 and encodes 458 amino acids. The record is from RefSeq and is a predicted model, not a curated record. Lineage: Eukaryota; Viridiplantae; Streptophyta; Magnoliopsida; Zingiberales; Zingiberaceae. Gene Ontology annotation, molecular function: UDP-glycosyltransferase activity.
UUUUCAUCACAAAAAUUUAUCCAUUCCUCGAACGAUCUCUUCGCACAGGCCGAUCGGUCAAGAAAUCCAGGGAAGAUUUGCGAAGCUGCAAUUGGAUUUAGGGUUUGUCGAUCGGGAAAGAUUAGGAUCAGGUAGAGGUUUAAUUUGGCUGCGAACGGGUUCAGGAUUCCAUAUCUAGGGUUCUCUGUGAAUUCUCAAUCUGGCGGCACAGCAGAGGGUGAGAUGGCUCACCGGUGGCGGCGUCGUGGUGUUGUUUCCGUUCAUGGCGCGCGGCCACAUCAACCCCUUCCUUGACCUUGCCCAUCUCCUCUCCGCUCGGUAUCCCUCCCUCUGCCUCACCCUCCUCACCACCUCCGGCAACCUCCCCCUCAUUCGACGCCUCCCCCACCCCCCUUCCCUCCGCUUCGCCGUCCUCCCCUUCUGCCCGUCCGACCAUGGCCUUCCUCCCGACGCUGACUCCACCUUCGCCCUCCCUCCUCACCUUGUCUCCCGCAUCUACCACGCCGCCGAGGCCUCCCUCCCCCCCUCCUUCCGCGCCCUCCUAAUGGAUCUCCUUGACGACGAAGACGAAGCAUCCCCUCCCCUGCUCUGCCUUAUCGCCGACAUGUUCCUCGCCUGGACCGUUCCGAUCGCCGAGGAGCUCGGCGUCUUCCAAGCCACCUUGUACACCUCCGGCCCCUUCGCCAUGUCCAUGUACAACUCCAUAUGGGUUAAUCUUCCGCACGCCGACGGCCGCGAAGGUGAUGACGACGAGAUAGCCGUCCCCGGCCUCCCCGGCGUCACAGUGCGCCGCCGUCAAUUGUCUCCCAAUAUGCGCUCCAUCACGUCGACCGAUCACCCGGCCUCCCAGUUCGUGCGGCGCCAGGCGGAGUUCUGCCACCGCUCCCGAGCUACACUGUGGAACACCGCCGAGAUCAUCGAGAAGCCGUACCUCGAGCAGUGGGCGAGGUCGAUGAAUCAACCGGUGUACGCGGUGGGUCCCUUGUUCGUCGCCGCCUCUGUCGGCGCUCGGAGAGCAGCCACGGACGACUACUGCGGACUCGCCGCGGAGUGCCUCGCUUGGUUGGACGAACGCGCGCCGAAAUCGGUUGUGUAUGUUUCAUUCGGAUCGCAGAAUAGGAUGCCGCCGGAGGAGAUGGUGGAGCUUCUGGCGGCGCUGGAAAAGCAGGGUAGGCCGUUCCUGUGGGCCGCCCCGGCGGCGGACCAAGCGCCGCCUCCGGAGGCGACGACGGCAGGCGGCGGUUUGAUGGCGAGGGGUUGGGUCCCGCAGGCAGAGAUCCUGGCGCACGAGGCGGUGGGGGCGUUUAUGAGCCACGGCGGGUGGAACUCCGUGCUGGAGAGCCUCCGCUUUGGAGUGCCGGUGGUGAUCCGGCCGUUGGGAGCGGAGCAGUUCUGCAAUGCGAAACUGGUGGUGGAGGUCCUAGGGGCAGGGGCAGAGGCUUCGGUGGGAGCGAAGGCUUUGGAGGCGGUGGCGGAAGUGAUGGGGGAUGGGGAGAGGGGGAAGGAGGUGAGGCGGAGGGCGAGUGAGAUCGCGGCGGGGCUUGCGGCCGCCGUGGCGGAGGCAAAUGCCGGCGGCGCCGAUGGUGUGGGGCCAUCGCUGUGUGCGUUGGACGAGUUUAUCAAAUCGGUUACCAUGUAGGAAGUCGACCCGUGCUCUAUCUUCCGAGUCACUGUGUCCCAUGUCUUGUGCCAGCUGUCGCAUCGGACAAGCACGUGAGACGUACUAUGUAGUCAUUUGUCGAAUAAAAUUACUAAUAUUUAUGCAAA